Schizophyllum commune H4-8 is the source of this 1036-nucleotide messenger RNA. RefSeq lists its product as uncharacterized. The record is from RefSeq and is a predicted model, not a curated record. The coding region runs from base 157 to 846 and encodes 229 amino acids. Lineage: Eukaryota; Fungi; Basidiomycota; Agaricomycetes; Agaricales; Schizophyllaceae. The transcript is spliced from 2 exons.
UCUAGCCAUAUAGCAGGAUGGCAGAAGCACGCCUGGGUAACGGGGGCGAGUGAGACUUUUAAAGGCUGAGUGUGAGGGGAGACUCACUCACUAUCGCCCCUUGCCUUCGCCCCCUUCGUCUCCUCACACCAUCAGCCUCUCGACACGAUCUUCACGAUGUCUGUCGCACGCGCGAUACUCAGCACGGGGCUCGUGGUCCUUGACCAAGUCGCAUUCGGCGCCAGCGCCGCGCCCGGCAUCUAUCACACACCAUGCGGCCCUACGGCGCGCUCUAGCUCACCGGGGCACUCACGACAAACACAACGCACCCUCCUCUCCGCUCUCGCCCUCUUCGAGUGGCUCGCCGUCCUCGACCUCCAACACUCCGCCUACCACGGGCACUCGUCCCCCCUCGCCUUCCUCACGCACGCCUGCCAGACACGCUCUUAUGCGGCCCCGGGCAUUGCCGCGUGCGUCCUCGGCGUCCUGCUCGCCGCGCUCGGGGCGCUCAUUCGUUGGGAUGCCGGGGCCGUGAGCAGCGGAGUGCCACGCGUCUCGCGCGCGUCGCCGGUGCAGUCGAGGUGGCACACUUUCGCGCGGCAUCCCGAGGAGGCGGGCGCGCUGCUCUUCGUCGCGGGCGCGGCGCUGACACAUCUCACGGAGGGCGGAGUUCUCGUCGGGUGCACACCAUCGUGGGAGACUGGGAUGGGGAAGGCGGUAGCUGCACUUCUAUGCGGGGCGUUGGCACUGAGAGCGAGCGCGGGUGAGGUUCGGAUGCGGGAGCGGGAGAUGCGGGUGGCGUUUGGGAGGCGAUGGAGCUCGUACACGAGUGUCGUGCGGUGGAAGGUGAUACCUGGGGUGUAUUGAUGAUCUCUGUGUACAAUUAGGGCGCGCUUGAUUAACUCGAAGAUACCCAUAGCUAAAGGGAUACGGACCUUCGGCUAUAAAUUUGAAGUUGUAUGUUCCCUUCCAGUGCGGCGCAUGGAUUGUCAGUUCGAACCUGGGAUGCGAGUGUAAAGAUACAGCUGCGCAUAAGAGGAUGGGGAUCCAAUCGUCG